Messenger RNA from Drosophila rhopaloa, 1549 nucleotides. It is a transcript of the gene Syx7, whose product is annotated as syntaxin-7. The transcript has 6 exons. Gene Ontology annotation, biological process: vesicle fusion; intracellular protein transport; vesicle-mediated transport. The record is from RefSeq and is a predicted model, not a curated record. NCBI's taxonomy places the organism in Eukaryota, Metazoa, Arthropoda, Insecta, Diptera, Drosophilidae. Gene Ontology annotation, cellular component: membrane; endomembrane system; synaptic vesicle. Gene Ontology annotation, molecular function: SNARE binding; SNAP receptor activity. The coding region runs from base 245 to 1102 and encodes 285 amino acids.
UUCAUCAGUUGGCAGUUCCGUUCCAAUUGUUGUAAAAAACUAACUAAAAUUGCAGUUUUCGGAGCAUUCAAGGGUUUUUAAUCAACAAAUCGCAUCGAGUGCUAAGCGUAGAAAGUGUAAAAGAGAUGUGCUAAGGUCAAGGCAAUCAGCGAAGGUCAACAAACGGGUAGCAAGGACACCACAAAGGUAUAACUCAUAGCCAGCGAGAACGGUAAAGGUCAGCAAAGUGUCUGCCUACGAAAGUAUGGACUUGCAGCAUAUGGAGAAUGGCCUGAAUGGCGGGGGCGGCGGUGGCGGCGGAGGAGGUGGCCUCAGUGAAAUAGAUUUCCAAAGAUUGGCCCAGAUUAUAGCCACCAGUAUCCAGAAGGUCCAGCAGAAUGUCUCCACCAUGCAGCGCAUGGUCAAUCAACUGAACACGCCCCAGGAUUCCCCGGAGCUCAAGAAGCAGCUCCACCAAAUAAUGACCUACACCAACCAGCUGGUGACCGACACAAAUAAUCAAAUCAACGAGGUGGACAAAUGCAAGGAGCGCCACCUGAAAAUCCAGCGGGAUAGACUGGUCGAUGAGUUCACGGCGGCACUGACCGCCUUCCAGGCCGUCCAGCGCAAAACGGCGGACAUAGAGAAGACUGCGCUGCGGCAGGCGCGGGGUGACAGCUACAACAUCGCCCGUCCGCCCGGCUCCUCGCGCACGGGAAGCUCCAACAGCAGCGCCAGCCAGCAGGAUAACUCCUUUUUCGAGGACAAUUUCUUCAAUCGCAAAUCAAACCAACAGCAGCAGACCCAGAUUCAGGAGCAGGCCGACUUGCAGGCGCUUGAGGAGCAGGAGCAGGUCAUCCGGGAGUUGGAGAGCAAUAUUGUGGGUGUGAACGAGAUCUACAAGAAGCUGGGCGCCCUGGUCUACGAGCAAGGACUGACGGUCGAUUCCAUCGAGUCGCAGGUGGAGCAGACAAGCAUUUUCGUCUCACAGGGCACAGACAAUCUCCGCAAGGCGAGCUCCUACAGGAACAAAGUGCGCAAGAAGAAGCUCAUCCUGGUGGGCAUCCUUAGCGCCGUGCUGUUGACCAUCAUCUUGAUACUCGUCUUUCAGUUCAAGAACUAGAGCCAUCUGGCUAAUCUGAAUCAUUCAAAACCAAACUAGUAAAUUGUUGUGAAAAGACAAGAGUUGCCGCAUGCAGGCCCCUAACCCCCGUAAUUCCCCACCCACUCCUUUGGACCUUUAGGCGCAUUUGUGGCUUUAAUCCUUAAACUAACUUCCACUAUUGGCUAGAAAUCGAGGAACUCGAUGGCGAAGAUGUGAGUGUUUCCAGGAGUAUUCACCAGCACGUGCAUAUGUUAUAUUCGCUUUAAAAUUAUCUUAUAUUUUACAUGUACUACUUUAACUAUUACGCACCCUGUAUAUUGAUUAUUGAUUAACAACUGUUGGCUGCAAAACUCUAAUUAUGUUCCGAAACUCAUUCGCCAGCGCUUUGUAUUGUAUUAAGAGUUAAGAGGUAAAGGAAGGCAUACACACAUGUACGAAAAAUGAAAUAAUAAACAUGAAAACCGA